AUGUUUAUUCUUCAACUGCUACUUGUGGCGGCAGUCUCUGCAUUAGGAGGUAACUAUCUUCAGGAUAUCUGUCCGGAAUCUUUCUGCAGUCUGCCGGAUAUGAAAGCGGAAUAUGCCUUAAGUCAGGCUCCAAACAUCACGGAACUGCACCUGGGCUAUUGCCGGGAGUUGGAGGUGCUUCAAAGUACACCCAAUCUUCGCAUCCUCUCAUUGAGCAAUUGCCAUGAUGAUCCCUUCGCCAAGGAGGACAUUCAGCUGACGUACAAGCUGAACAAGUUACACAUACGGCAUAGUAAAAUCUCCAAACUGCACAACAACCAGUUCUCUGUCAUGUACCGGCUGGAGAUCCUAGAACUGGGAGGGAACUCCAUCGAAAGGGUGGCCAAUGGAACCUUUCGGGAACUCACCCUUCUGGAGACGCUGGGGCUACAGAAAAACUUGAUUAAGUCUCUGCCGGAGGAUGUCUUUCAUCCCCUCGAGAAUCUUAGAAACCUGGACCUGAGUGAUAAUCAAAUCUCUAAUAUAAGCGAAGGUGUUUUUGCCCGGAAUCCAAACUUGAAAACGCUGUUUCUCAGAGGGAAUCCCUUGACCCACAUUGUCUUUCCAACUCAAGGGCCUCAAAGCUUUAUUCAAUUGCUCGAUUUCGGUCGCUGCUCACAACUGAAGGAGCUGGUGUUGUACUCCAAUGUGGACACUAUUAUUCUGGAAGAAUGUGGAGUGGAGAGAUUGCAGUUCACAGGCAACAAAAGUCUCUUCAGGCUGCGAGCGGCAAACAGCAAAUUAACCAAUAUGAUUUUGGGUGAUCCCAUUUCGCUGAUAGAACUGGACCUGCGGGGAACUCAUUUGCUGGGGAAAAACAUCAGCAAAGUUAUUUGUAAUAUGAGAAGUCUUCAGAGGCUAGAUUUGUCGCAUAAUUCGAUCGAUACUCUUCCGUUGUCUUCUAACAAUGUUUCACCUGAUGUGUGCCUGCUGCCCAGCCUCAGGUUCCUCAAUCUGUCCAGCAAUCGAUUGGUUAGCCUGCAGCUGGAAUCUUCGUUUUUUGGUCCACGGCUUUCCUUCCUGGACCUGUCUCAUAAUAAACUGGAAUGCUUUUCACUGGAAGCCCUUGAUGCAGCUCACGAUCUUCAAAGUCUCCUCCUGGCAGGAAAUAAUUUGACUACUUUUAAAUAUCGCACCUUACACCAAGGGCACAGAAACCUCAAGACCUUAAAUCUCUUUGGGAAUCAAUUUAGUGCCAACUUAUACAAUGAGAUGAUUGAAUACUUCAGCUACACAGAUGUGAACUUUAUUGUGAAAGACUGCCCAGAGAAAUCCAAAGACAAACAUCACAAAUGGAGUGUGUACGAUAUUCUCAUUGUGAUAUUUCUUCUCGGAGUCUUGGUAUAUGCAAGAAUGUAUCUCUAUGGAAGAGGAGGAAUCAAUUGCUGCUUCGGAUGCAAGUGGGGACAGAGGACGGAGGAUACCUCCGAAAGCAGAGUUAGGUUCCUAAUGCGACCAGAAUCGGAGUCGUAA
Drosophila serrata is the source of this 1512-nucleotide messenger RNA. RefSeq lists its product as uncharacterized. The record is from RefSeq and is a predicted model, not a curated record. Gene Ontology annotation, cellular component: plasma membrane. Gene Ontology annotation, molecular function: protein binding. NCBI's taxonomy places the organism in Eukaryota, Metazoa, Arthropoda, Insecta, Diptera, Drosophilidae. Gene Ontology annotation, biological process: signal transduction.